Molecule: messenger RNA, 1461 nt
Organism: Saprolegnia diclina VS20
Lineage: Eukaryota; Oomycota; Saprolegniomycetes; Saprolegniales; Saprolegniaceae
Exons: 3
Coding region: 1-1461 (486 amino acids)
Source: RefSeq, a predicted model, not a curated record
AUGUCCGCUCUCUCGGCAGCGGUCUACGACUCGCUCAACGCCACCUCGGCCAAAGCGUACGCUGACAUUGGCGCGCUGUAUGUGACGCCGACGCCCCCCAAGUGGCAAGGGCUCCAGUUCUAUGGCGGCAACCCGUUGUGUCUCGAAGGGUCUUCGCCGUCAUCGUUUGUUCUAACGUCAUUUCUGAUCGCGGACGACUGCUCCGUGACGACGUCCGCCUACCUCUUUAUUGAACCCACCGCGAUGGUCAUGGCACUCGCACUUGUGAAUGAUUCGGUCGCGAGUAUUUGUGAGACUUCCACGUGGUGCAGCGGAUCGCUCACGCCCGCCGCCGCGCUCGCAGCGGCGGUGCCUCUCGACGAGCAACUAGUGAUGGGGGCCGCGUCCGCCGUGGCGUUGCUCAACGUGAGUCUCAUGCAGUUUGCGCUCGACGCAACGACGUGGCGGCUGCUUUUGCAGCCGCUGCUCGAUUCGUCCUCGUUUGCGUUCUACGGCUGGGUGAUUCUCUUCGAGUGGGUGCGUGGCGAGCGCGAAGUGAUCUCGUUUCAAGGCGACAACGGGACCCUUGUUCUCAUAUCCGAUAUUUACGACACGCGUUUACGUACGCCUAGCAGUGCAGGACUACAGCGAUCGUCCAUUGGCGUCUCCUACAUGUUGGUCUACGCCAACUUGCUACUGGCAAGCAUCACGAUGAUCGCGCUUCUCGCAGCCACAUUGACGCGUGACAUGGUCGUCGUCACGAACGUGUUGGCGUUCAGUCGCGUCGCUGGCUCGACAUGGCUCGGGCGGCCUCUUCUGUUAUUGCGAGGUGCGACCGCGAUUGUGCUCUUGAGCUCCAGCAGCACAGUCGUGAAGCGGCCAUUCAACGUUUUCGCACAGUUGACACUCGACGCGCGACCACUUUUCAUGACUCUCUUGUUUGCGUGGGAAGCUACGUGGGUGGGCUAUGCUCUCCACGAGCUCCUGCUGCCGUGCUCUGUGGCGAACGUCCGCACCAUUGGUAUGCUCGCGACAGGUCUUGGCUGGCUUUGUAUGGUUCUCGUCGAUGUCACGUGGCCCGUGCUGGCGACAGCCACGGUCUCUCGGUCGUGUAGCGGCGACUACUCUGCCGUUGUUUGCGACAGCAUUGUCGUGGAGCUCGGCAACUUCCAUCGCAUCUUGCUACUCGGUAGUCUAGCAUGCGGCUUUGUUCUUUGUUUUUCGCUCUUGCAGCCUUACCUGAAAACGACCCGGCACCCGCCGGUGCUCUGGCGCGACGCACGGCUCUCCAUGGUCGGUCACGCGUUUCUCGCGCCGCAGCUCGAUCUCGUCGCCCGCCUCUCAUCGGGCCUCAUUCCGCUUUCGAACCAAAGCGUCUUGGACCUCAAGCUCUGGCGGUUGCUGAACACGUCGCCAACGGUGACGCUUCCGUCAUCUCCAGCAGCAGCUCGUACCUCGGACUCGCCCAAACCCUCUUGGUGA